UAUAAAAGUCAUCUUAAUUUUCAGAAAUCUAUACUGGGUCAUGGUCUUCCGGGCAUUCCAGGGUCAAAUGGUAUGCCGGGAAUUCCAGGCAUCCCGGGGCCACAAGGACAACUGGGAAGGGAAGGUGCAAAAGGACAGAUCGGUGAUAAGGGAUCACAAGGAAUGCCGGGUCCAAGAGCAGACAGAGGACCCGAAGGGCCUCCUGGGAAGAGCGGACCCCCUGGAAUAAAAGGCACAAAAGGAGACCCAGGCAUUGUGGGGAAUCCAGGGAGAAAAGGAGAGAAAGGAGAAAGCGUCAAAGCAAGUCAAGCAAGUGCAGUACCACAAACCAACUGGAAACAAUGUGUGUGGAAAUCAGAAACCAGUACUAGCAACGGAAAGAUUAAGGUAAACAAGAAAUAUGCUAAGCAAUUGCUAUAGAUCACAAGAUAAGACGAUCUAAUUCGAUAGAAAAAGGUAGAAAAUGUAAGAUUUUGAUGAAAUUAACUUGAAGUCAAUUAAAUAGCUCUGAGAAGAUAAAUCUUCUUUCCUGUGAUGAUCACUCCGUUUAAACUCUUUCAGUUGAUAAUGUAAAUUCCUUCCCAUUUAUUAUUACGAGAAUAGAGACGUUACUAAAUAGAUUUUGAUUGUUUUCCAGGACUGUGCUUUUAACAAAUUAAGGUCUAAUUCAGCGCUCAAAGUCUCAUUCCAGGGAAACAUGAGAGUCAAUGGUGAUCAAAAGUGUAAUCGGUGGUAUUUCAAGUUCAAUGGAAAAGAAUGUUGUGGACCAAUGACUAUUGAGGCUGCGGUCUACAAUGACUGGUUAUCAGGGAACCCUAAUCUGCAUCGUCAUCGGUCAUUUGAGGGGUACUGUGAAAACAUUCCACAAGGGGCAGUUAGAGUGGAAUUAUGGGUAGGGCAGUGUAGUAGCUACACCCUGGGUGAUGCUUACACCGGAUGGGAGUCAGUGUCCCGGAUAAUGAUUGAAGAAGUAUCUAGGGCCCAGUCAUAG
Porites lobata is the source of this 991-nucleotide messenger RNA. Lineage: Eukaryota; Metazoa; Cnidaria; Anthozoa; Scleractinia; Poritidae. The record is from the annotation of a GenBank genome assembly.